This is a messenger RNA of Hevea brasiliensis (rubber tree), 1104 nucleotides long. RefSeq names its product leucine-rich repeat extensin-like protein 6. The transcript has a single exon. Gene Ontology annotation, molecular function: protein binding. Bases 1 to 1104 code for a protein of 367 amino acids. The record is from RefSeq and is a predicted model, not a curated record. NCBI's taxonomy places the organism in Eukaryota, Viridiplantae, Streptophyta, Magnoliopsida, Malpighiales, Euphorbiaceae.
AUGAAGAACUCAUCGUCAUAUCUCAGUCUAGCUGUUUGCGUUGUCCUCACUAUCAUCCUAUUCUUCUCCAUCCAAUCUCACCAACACAUUUUCCCUCCAGUAAUAUCCAUUCCAAAUCCUAGACUAAUGAAGGCUUACAUAGCUCUGCAAGCUUGGAAACUUGCAAUGACUUCUGAUCCCAACAAAUUUACUGCCAAUUGGAAUGGUCCUCACGUCUGCAAUUAUACUGGUGUUUAUUGUGCACCAGAUCCAGAUGACCCCCACAUCUUAACAGUCGCCGGAAUAGACCUGAACCACGCCAAUAUUGCUGGAUUUUUGCCGGAAGAGCUCGGCCUCCUCAAGGACCUUUCUCUCUUUCACUUAAACUCUAACCGCUUCCGCGGUACUAUCCCUGCUAGCUUAAUCCAUCUCCACCUUCUUUAUGAGCUUGACAUUAGUAACAAUCAAUUUAGUGGUCAGUUUCCUUGCGUUGUUCUUUAUCUACCAUCACUCAAAUAUCUUGACAUUAGAUUCAAUGAGUUCCAUGGGGAUAUCCCAGAACAAGUUUUUGAGCUAGAACUCGAUGCUCUUUUCCUGAACGAUAACAAAUUUGAGUCAUCUUUGCCUGAAAAUUUGGGCAACUCUCCGGUCUCAGUGUUUGUCGCGGCCAAUAAUGACGUUAGUGGUUGCAUCCCUCCAAGUUUGGCAAAAAUGGCAGGGACCCUCGAAGAGAUUAUUCUCUCCAAUUUGGGAUUGACAGGUUGUUUACGUCAAGAUAUAGGGAUAUUAAAAGGAUUGAAAGUUCUUGAUUUGAGCUUUAACAAGCUAUGUGGACCGUUGCCAGAGUCCAUAGGAGAAAUGAGGAACUUGGAGCAGCUAAAUGUGGCUCAUAACAAAUUGAUUGGUCAGGUUGCUGAGAGUAUAUGUUCCUUACCUAAUUUGAAGAAUUUCACUUACUCGUUCAAUUACCUCUCUGGCGAGUCACCCGUGUGCCUCAGGUUGUUGGCGAAAGAUGAUAGUAGAAAUUGUAUUCCAAAUAGGUCUUUACAGCGAUCUUCAGAAGAAUGCAAAUCUCAUUACCUACAUCAGAUUAAUUGUGGUGCCAUUACGUGCUCACGCAAUUAG